AUGGCGAGACAAAUCAAGAACGUGGCUCUUGCGGGCCCCAAUGGAAACGUCGGAUCAAACAUCCUGAAAGCCCUCAUCGAGGCGAACGUCUUCAACAUCACCGUUCUUCUCCGUGAGCAAGCGUCGGCAUUUCCCGACGGAAUUACGGCCAAGGUGGUCGACUUCACGUCUGUCGACUCCCUAGCCGAGGCGGUCAAGGGCCAGGAUGCAGUUAUUGAUGCAACCGUCGGCCCAAACCCCCGGGUCAGCCUUAACCUCAUCGAAGCAUCGCUAGCCAGUCAGAUCUACCAUUUCGUGCCGUCCGAGUUCACAUCAGACCCCAAUGACGUCAAAACCCGGGCUCUGCCGCUAUUUCAGGGCAAACGGACGGUGCACGAAUACAUACAAAAGCUGGGCCGCGAGGAGAAGAUUACUUUUACAAUCCUUUCUACGGGAGCCUUCCUUGACUGGAACCUCAACAACGGCUUCAUGUUUAUUGACCUUGCCAACAAGGAGAUCAACCUCAUGAACGACGGUGAAAUUGUGAUUCCGUGGACUCUUCUGCCUGUAGCUGGGAAGGCCACUGUCAAUGCACUUCUUCGUACGGACGAGACGGUGAACAAGACAUGCUAUGUCUAUAACAUCCAGAAGAGUCAAAAGGAGCUUGCAGAGCUCGCCAAGGAGGCCCUGGGUGACGAUGGUUGGCAGACAUAG
Fusarium vanettenii 77-13-4 is the source of this 693-nucleotide messenger RNA. RefSeq lists its product as uncharacterized. The coding region runs from base 1 to 693 and encodes 230 amino acids. The transcript has 2 exons. The record is from RefSeq and is a predicted model, not a curated record. NCBI's taxonomy places the organism in Eukaryota, Fungi, Ascomycota, Sordariomycetes, Hypocreales, Nectriaceae.